Messenger RNA from Phytophthora sojae, 1710 nucleotides. RefSeq lists its product as hypothetical. The record is from RefSeq and is a predicted model, not a curated record. Lineage: Eukaryota; Oomycota; Peronosporomycetes; Peronosporales; Peronosporaceae. The transcript has a single exon. Bases 1 to 1710 code for a protein of 569 amino acids.
AUGGCCCACGAGCUCGUGAGUCCACACUGCUCGUCCUGGUCCUUCAGCAGCAGCUUCAGCCUCAACACCAAGCUCGACGCGGCCUCCACAGUCACAGCCAACGACGAUGGAGAAUUCUACGAGGCGGCGUUGUCCCCACUACCCACAGUCCACGAGCAGGAGCUGCACCACCGAUCCCAUCGAGCGGUGUCUCUACUGGUCAACUACUUCGCGGCGGGGCUGUUCCACGGGGUGGUGCCCGCUCUGGUCUACCCUCUGUUCAAGGUCCGUCUGGGGCUGCAGGGCUACCAGGCCAACGCCACGCAGACGCUGCUCGGUUGUGCGUGGCACGGGAAGAUUCUACUCUGUCUGCUGACGGACUGCAUGCCGAUCUACGGGCGCAGACGCACACCCUACCUCUAUGUCGGCUGGGCGCUGGUGCUGCUGAUCUUCGGGCUCAUGUUGGUACUCCACCCCGACUUGGAAGGGGGCAAUGGUGACGCUACAGACGCACCGAGGCUUGUGUUGGUGAUCUCUGCGGUGUCCGUGGGGUAUCUGCUGGUCGACGCAGCGUGUGACGGUCUGAUGGUGGAAACGGUGCAUCGCGACAGUCAGAUUGAAGAGCAGAACGUGUUCCGGUCCUCGAGGCUCUCGCAGAGUGCAGUGCAUGCUGUGAGGUUCAUCGCUGAGCUGUUGGGCACGACGCUUGUCGCGGUUGGAUUGAACUCGAAGGAGUACGGCGGUGGAUUUGCGUUCGAGCUCUCCCUCAAGGCCGUCUUCAGUAUACUAAUCGUAGUUGCAGUGGUUGCGUUGGGUGCCACGACGUGGGGAUUCCAAGAGGACAUCAACAGCGAACGAAUGGGGAGUGUUGACGCCGUUCCGAUGGCUGUAGCGGCCCCGAGUCUGCGCUCGAGGCUCGGCGAGUUCUGGCGCAUCAUGCAGCAGCGCGCGACAUGGCAGAUCGCGGCCUUCGGCUUCCUGCAGAAGCUGUGUAUGUCCUUCGGGAUGGACUCGGCCUCGCCCUCCCAGGCCGUCCACGAGUUCUGGCUGCACACAGACCCGUUCACGAAGAACCUCUUCCUAGCACUCUCCAGUGGCGGCGUCUGCGUCGCCGCGUCCAUCUUCGUGCACCGCUGUCUUCUGUCGAGAAGCUGGCACUCGUCCGUCUUCGUUGCUCUGCUUGGAGGGCUCGUUAUCGGCUUCCCAGUGGUGAUGACGGUGGUCUUUGACGUGUGGAGGAACAAGUUUCUCUUCCUGAUCGCCACGCAGAUCGUCAGCUUCGCCGACUGUGUCGCUAUGGUCGUGCGCAUGCUCGUGGUGGUGGAGAUCGCAGAGCCUGGCUUCGAGAGCAGCACGUACGGUCUGGUGACGUCCGUCUACAACCUCGCGGACCCUGUCGCGACUGCUCUGAGCAAUGGAAUGGGAGCCCACUUCAGUGUCUUUGACGUCGACAUCGAGCAGGACUCGGACGAAGUUCGAAUGAGAGUGGGGGCGCUCUUCGCUGUGUUGUUCAGUGUACGAGCGUUGGUAUGUCUGGGGACUCUGCCGUUGCUGCCCGGACAGAAGCGCGAUGCUCGGGAACUGAAGGCCAGGGGCGGAUCGAGCAAGGUCAUGGCGUUGUCCGUGUUCUCCACUAUUGGGAUCGCCUUCUGCGCAGCUCUUACUGCCAACUUCCUCUCAAUAUUCAAGAGCACCUCGUGUCUAAUGGUUGCUGGUGGCCCCGGCUGCUAA